CGUCAACAACGGAAGCGAAAGAAUGAACAGUUGUGGAAUGUUUUGAUAGAUAUGAGAAAGGAAGUCCCUGUCAUGUAGAGACAGAGUGGAGACAUACAAUGUAGCUUGCUUAAUAAAUGGUCAGCAACAACAUGGGAAGGACGGAGUUGUUGGUAAUGGUGGUUGCCAUGGCAACUCUUCCAUUGGUCAUAAGUCAAAAGACAGAAUAUUUCAUGGAUAACCGGGAUGAUUGUGGAAAAAUCGGCGCUUAUACGAUAUCAGACACCCAGAAAGUCACAUUGCACGCAAAAACAGAGGGAGGAUCUGGGCAGGUUGGGUGCAGUUUAAACUUCAUGGCUGCCCAAACAGAUUCGAAGCUGUCAGUUGAGUUUUCCAGUAUCGUUAUAAGCGACUGCUCCGUUAGUCUGCAGAUUUCUGGCGGUGCAUCAUUGAAAUCAUACACAUGUGGUGCUGGAUAUCCUAGUACAUAUUACACCCUCGGGAGAACACUCGGCAUCACCUUAUAUGUGCCCUCUCCUGACAAACAAAACUUUGAUUUCACGCUUUUGGUCGUGCCCAUUCCAAAAGACAGAUAUCCAGCACCAAGUGAUUCAAAUCCUGCUGCAGUGGGGCUUGUUAUCGGGAUUGUGGGCGGCGUGUUUGGCCUAAUCUUCAUUGUCAGUUGUGUGGGGAUAUGUUGCUUCCGAAAAUAUCGAGCCAGGGGGUCGGCAAGAAGCCCUUUUAAUCAUGAUAAACCUAGAAUCGAUGAGAAUAACAGUGUGAGUGUGGGUUAUACAAAUGAGAGCAUGAACGGGUCUCCGUAUGCGAAAAAGAAAUUGCUGUCUCAAUCAGACAGCAGUGGCGAUGAUAAGCUAGAUCUUCAGAGACCUCGGACAUUGAAUUUGAGGGGCAAUAAUAAUAAAUCAAGGGGUGAUAAUUUUGAUAACAGAACGAAAGGUGAUAAUAAUAGAAAUGGACUCGGGCGGACAACUUAUGUUCCCCCACCUGCUCCACCUCCUCCCCCGCCAAACUAUUCAGGCGGAUCUAGUGAUGAUAAUAGUCAGGAUGUUUUUGGUUCACAAGAACGGGGCAUCGACGUCGUUACUCGGCCUAAAAAUGACAUGCUUGGUGCUUUGAAGAAUAACCCAAAAUUCAGAAAUUCAUUUAAGUCAAAUGAAAAAGACGCCAACGAAAGAGCCCAAAGAAUUUCAUCAUCUUCUUCAUUGGAACGGUUUGGGCCAGCCCCUAGCCCCCCAGGUGAUGGCUCAAAUCGCCCGUCACUUCCACCAGUUCCAAAAUCUCCAAAGGGGAAAAAAUCUAAGCAUGCAGGAAUCAAUCGAGCACCAAGACCUACGUCUCUAUCAGAAAAUGAAGUUAAGAAACUUGAAAAAGGUUUUCCUAGAGAUGGGCAGGAUCCUGAUAUAAGGGUUUUGCGAGAUGAUCAUAGCACAUCAUCGUCAAGUGAAGUCGUCGCAAUUAACGUAAAAGCCGAUCAGAAACGGAAAGCCGAUACAGUACAUGCCUUAAAGCCAGAUAGGGGAAACAGAGGCAAAAAGAAGCAGACAAAAUCGGUUUCAAGUGCUUUAGAUCCUGAACCAAAACCUAGCCCAAGAAUGCCGCGAGAUCGCGUGCAGUCUACUGACGAUGAGCUAGGCCGGCCUAGAGGUCAAGUAGAAAGGUUAAUGGCGCAGGAAAGGGAUUUGGGUUUGCCAUUUGAGAAAAUGGGCUCAGGGCGAUACAGUAAAGGGAAGGGGCGGAAAUCACCAAGGCCAGGCAAAGGUUCAGGUCGUGGAUUUAGCCACAGGCGUGGACGAAGCGCUGAUCGACUGGAUUCAAGGCCCACAACUCCAACUAGUGCCUUUGGCUCCAUGGAAGACCUGGACUCCAUUCCUCGACUGCAGAGGUACGGGUCCAAGAAUUCACUGUAUUCAUCAAGGUCAUCUUUAUACGACCGCCGGCGUCAGCGGAAAAAUUCAACAGGGUCUUAUGUCUCAUACAGGGAUGAUAUAUCCGUUGGAAGGUAUUCUGAUUCCGAUGAAGAUUUUGACGGCUAUGAAAAACCGCUCUCUCGCAAGGAUCGCGAAAGAUUGUAUAGAUCAGAGAACGACCUUGGGCGACGGCCGAAAGAAGCUGGGACACAAACAUUACGUGAAACUGCUACACAAACCGGCGAAGGUGUAGCAGUGGUGGUCCAGAAUAAAAUGCUUGUGAAAAAGAAGAAGCCAUCUAAAAGUGUAAGUUCAUCAGGAACACAGACUGUUAAAAAAUCAAAGUCAAAAUCGAUCGAUAACCUAGCUGAAGAAAAAGGUUACCACUCUGAUAAGGAAAAGAAAAGAAAAAACAAACGUUCAAAGAGCAUGAACUCCCUAGAAAAUGCUGUUGAUGAGACUGACUCAAGCGAGAAAAAGGAAAAACCGAAAGUUAGGCCAAAACCUCGACCCAGAAAGUCAACAAGUGCAGACACCAUGUUAGAAGAAAAAAAGAUUGCUUCUCAGGAAAAUCUAGCAGCAGAUCCAAAUGCUAAUCCGUACUACCCAGGGUCUGAGGGCUUUGUACCUCAACAGCCUUAUUAUCCAUCCCAGGGAUACCAGGGAAUGCCUCCUCCAGCUGGUUACCCGGGGCAAGCGGGAAAUUUCCCGGGUCAGGCGGGAAAUUAUCCAAUUCAGCCUGGAAAUUUCCCAGGUCAACAAGGUGUUCCAAUGCAGGGUCAAUAUCCACAAUAUCCCGGGCAAGCAAAUUCAGGCUAUCCCAAUUUCCAGCCAAAUCAACCGCAACAACAAGCCCACAAUGGACUACUUUCUAAUGUGCCUGCUGCUCAGGUUCCUAAGCAAAGGAACAAAUCAAAUUGGGAGAUGUUGUGUGAAAUAACAGACUCUCAUCGCGAACGAGAUGACAUUACUGAAACUGGUUCUGUGGCUAGUUCAGUCUUUACGAACAAUCCUGCGAGUUUGCCAAACUAUGGCAACCCUCCAACCUAUCAACAGUUCCACAACUAUCCGCCGCCUCCUAAGCAUAUGUUGCAUAGCAAUAGUGUUCCAGAUUAUGAAAAUGCUGCAUACAGGGCCCUGAAUUAUGAAAAUGCUGAUGUCAGGGCCCAGAAUGGAAUUAUUCAUACAUCCUCAUCUUGGGACGCACUAAAAGCAGCAACCAAUCCGAAAGCAGGGAAACUUGAUGGAAAACAGCAAAGUUCAGAAAGCGAAGUGUAGAUUGUUGUGUGUAAAUAACUUGUAUGAUAAGUUGUUGAUCUCCACCGUUUUAUGAUUAUAUAUAAAAAAAUACUUCCAAUGAUUGUAGAUACUGCAGGUUAAAUUAGUGUAAAUGGCGUAAUUAUGGCUAUGGUUAUUUUUCUAGCUAGUCUGUUAGCCGAAGGAAAAAAUAUUUUAUGUUUUGUCAUAUGCAUUGGUGCAGUUGUCAUCAGCGUGUAAAAUCUUGACCAUAACUCAAAAACCAUUCAUGAUAUUCAUGUUAAACUGGUUAAUAUAAGGCCCAUAACUCUGGCUUUCAUUUUUUUUUAAGUAAUGAUCUUUUUUUUUUAAUGAAAAAUAAUGGAAUGUUUGGCAUUGACUCAGGAGCGAUUUUUGUCACCAUUAUUUAUGAUACAUUCAUGUUGCAAAUUAAAACUAAAUUAAAUUUAUUUGUAAGAUAUAUAUUUCAUAAACCUAAUAUCUUUAUGAUGGCAAUCAUUAAACCGCUGGUUGUAAUUAAAUGUUAACAAAUCAAUGUUGUUAACUUUCAAAUCUUUAUUAAUUUUAAAAAUUUCAUUGAAACAUUCAUAAACUGCAGUACUAAACUUACACAUAAUUGACAAAUACACAUAACAGUUUCAGCUCUGCUGGUUUUAUUUCAGUAUAAUAUAUAAGCAUAUCAUUACAUAUUUCAUUGUUUCAUAUUUUCACAUAAGUUAACAAAAAUUCUGUUAAAAACAUUUUUUAUUUAACAAAGUAUGAAAAAUCAGCGCAUUCACUGAAUAGUGGCAGGCAGAGCGAGGCUUUCCGUUCGCGUCAUCUUUAUUCAUAACAUCAUGGCAUUAUUAUUCCCAAAAUUAUUUUGUCAAAUAAAAACAGGAUAUAAUGUACAGUAAUUUAUUCAAAUUAUUCUAUACUUUAAUAUCAUAGAAUUUUAUUUGAAGUGAAUAUUUUUGCUGUUUUUUUUAUGUAAUGUCUACAAGUGCAUUUUAAUUGUGCUAUUUUUCAUUUUAUUAUGUUUAUAAUGUCAAAUUGUAUUUAAAUUUACAUGUAUUGUUUUUUCUGUUUAUGAUGUGUUGUAAUAUGAAGUUAAGAAUGUAAGUGUGAAUAGAAUAGUUUUUAGUUUGUAUAUAUUGUAGAUUUAAUGUUUUAUUUUCACUUUUUGAUUUAUACAGUGUUUUUCUUUUACUAAAAAUUUUGGGCCCUUUCUUCACAAAAAUUGGACUCAAAUUUAAUUUGUUAUCUUAAAACAAUAUUAACUCUUAACAAAUCAGGUAUGUUUAAAUGCAGUCUUAUUAUAACUCUUAAAAUUCCUUAAAGUGAUGAUCUUUAAGGGGUCCUCACUUUCUUUCUUUGUUUGAAAUAUACUACAGUUAAUUAACUUAUUAAUUUUAUGCAUUUUAACACUAUUUUUUUCAAUUCCAAUGCUUAGGUCAUAAAAACCAAUAUACUGUAUUACUAGAAAUAUUUCAAACUUAUGCAGAGUGUAGAGCUCAGAUUUAAGUUGAAGUUAACAUGACUACUGAUGAUAAAUUUUAGCAUAGAUGCUCUUGCAUACCAUGGAAAAUGAAUACUGAAGAUCGGUUAACUGUUUGUCUAAAACAAGAAAUAUUUUUGUUGUUCAAUUUAUAACCAGAAUUUCAAAUUUUUACAAGCUUUCUCAAUUUUGAGAUUUUAUACCAUCUUUAAAAAAUAUUUUUACAUGUAGAGGCAUUUAUGAUGAUUUUCAUGUCAUUAAUCAGAAUUUUAAAGAUUUAAAACAUAAUUAUAUUAAUUAUAUCACUCUCAACUUUUGAGAUUUUUUACAUUCUUUGAAAUACUAAACAAUACAUGUAUGAAAAUUGUAUUAAUAUUUUUUAAGCAGAUUCAAUAAUUUUUGUAAUACUUAUCCAACAGAUUUAAAUUUUAAUUAUAAAUGUACUUCUUUUAGUUAUAGCCUAUUUCAUAGCAAGAUGUCUUUUGACAGAUCAACCUGAAUAUGCACUAAUCCGUAAUGGUGAAAGGUAUUAUUUAAUAACUGGUUUAGCGACUUGACAACUUUUUAGUGGUCGACAUUUUCUUGUGUAACUUAGUAAUCCACUAACACUGUUAAUAUAUAUUGCUUUACCUGGUUUAAAUGAGUAACAACUGACUGAUGAUUUACUGAAGUAAAUGUGUUUGAAAACUUAAGAGAAAUAUUUUCUUCUUAUUGGACAAAAUAAAAUUUUAACCACUAAAUAUGAGAUGAACAUUCCAUGUUUUAUUGUUGAUAUUUGGCAGCAUUUUUACAUCUAUCCUUUUACAUCAAAACAUGUAUGUCAUUUUGUGGUUAGAAAUAAAUGUUUAUUAUUUAUGUCACAUAAUUGUUUAGGCCACACAACAAACUUGAUGUGUUCAUCGGAUAUAAUUAUAUAUACCACACAUUGUUUUCAGAAAAUGCAAAAAACAUACUUUUUUUUCUCAAGCGAGUGCUCCUAUUUGUUACCAAAAAAGACUUGUAAAAAAAAAGGCUCUAAGUUUUUCGCACACAAGCUUCAAUUUCUCACACACAAGCUUCAAUGUUUCAUAGCCAAAGUUCAGCAAACAAUUACUGGUAAAUGGUGUGGCCUUUACACAUUAAUAAAUUUUACAGUCAUAGCCCAUUCAUCAUUGAUUAAACAAAAUGUUUUGAAUAUUUUAUUGAAGUCUGAACAUUAGGGCUAUGUCUGAAAUAGUGUAUUGUGUAUAGUUAAUUGUGUUAUAAUGAUGCCGUGACUUAGCUGCCUUCCCUCUGGGGAAUUAUGAAAGAGAUAGAUUACUUAUUUAGUUCGCGACUUGUGUAAAGAUUUACUUAUCUAGCUUGUGAGAUGUGACCUAUGUUAUUGAUGUUUAUUCUACAAGAUAAUAAUUAAUUUGUACAGUUUUGCUUUCCACUCUUUAUGUCAUAUGCUCUGUUCUCAACUAAUUUAUUAAGUUUUACUCUGAUUUAAACCUAGCUCAAUGAAGUUACAUUCCAUAGGAAUUCCAAGAAAUACAAUUUGAAAGAGAUGAAUUUGCUCAGAAAUUACAUAGAAACUCAACUAUUUUUUCAUUGUACAAAUUCAUUUCAUUGUAGAUUUCCUUUUCAAUCAGGGGAAGGCUUUCAACAGGGUUGCAAGUUUUUUGUCAUUUAAAACAUUUAUAUCAUCACUACCAUUAUCGUCACUACCAUUAUCGUCACUACCAUUACCGUAACAUUUAAAACUAUUGACAUAAUUGAAGGCCUUUGUAACAGCCACAUCACUUUGAUUAAGACAUUUGCUGAUGGAAUUUAAUGUAUUUCACCAAUUUAAUUGCACAUUAAGAAUAUCACUCUGAUGACCUAAAUUGAUUACAUACAAACAAUGUUACCCACAAAAAAUGUUGUUAGUUCAUGCGUUAAAAUAUACGUUUUUCAUCUGUUCAUUUGAACAUGUUUUCAAGGUUGUUAAAGGAUAUGUUAUAAUUUGUCUGAUACAGUCAUUUCCACAUUUUUAAAGACAUUUUAUCUACAUGCGCUAGAAAAAACUCCCAAUUUUUAUUCAAAACCGCAUUGACAUUUUCCUUUGCCAUUGAUGUGCCUUUUCAGGGUGAAUCGACAAGUAUCAGAACCAUUGUGUGGAAUUGGAUAAUUAUCUUGUCCAUUUUUUCAAAGAAAGUUGUAGAUGUAUUGUAUAAGUUUUGGCUUUGUUAUCAUCAGCAUUGUCGUUGUUAACAGUGUUAGCCCUAUUCUCAGCGUUGAUGUUGUGCAAAAUUUUAAACCUUGGCCAUAACCCAAAAAAAACAACAUAUAAGGUAUUCAAAUAAAACUGUGUAUACGUUGCUAAUAAUAAUUUACACUUGUACGACAAGGCCCUUUACUCUGGUUUAAAUCAUUGUUGAGUUGUGCCCCUUGUUCGACUGUUAAACACAAUAACAGACGAGCAUUGGCGCUCUUGUUAUUUGGUGGUUUCUUGUUUGCAUGGUUUGGUGUUUUGUUUCUCAAUUUGGUUGUCAGUCUUAUGUGUGCCCUAUAUGGUUCAUCAAUACAGAUUUAUACUUGCAUAUUAAGUUAUCUAACUUGAAUUUGAGGUAUGUGCAAUAUUUCAUUUGACUGUCAGUGAGUUAUAAAGGUUCUUAAACUAUCAGUGGCCAUCUUAUUAACGAGUGUAUGACCAAAUAUUGUUGUAAGUUACAGAUUGCUUUGAUCAGCCAAUAAGGUUGUAUUCUAAGUCAGUUAGAUAACCUGAAGUAAUAUCUUAAUGAUUAAGAAGGGCCCGAUCGCUACGCACGCUCACUCCGCCCAUUUUCAACCAAUUACUACAUAGUAGCAAUAAUUCAGAAUGUGAACAGUAAGAUGAUGUUGUAAUGUGUAGAUUGUGCUAGUGUGUACAUGCAAUAUAGUAUACAACUACUGUAUCAAAAAAUAUGUUGGAGAAAUACUGUACCUGGCAUUGAGCCGAAUGUUCAGAAAAUUGUUAUAGUUAACGAUGUGAUUAACAAUAUUGUUGUUAAUUUUUAUACAUGAACUAUUUGAUGAUGUGCUCAAAUAUUUAAAUAUAAACAAGUACAGCUAAAAAUGUGGUCUCAAGUCUAAUGUUAGAAAUAAAGCAGAUCAGAAGUGAACUGAUUAAACUUCCAGAGCAGUAACGAUUUGAAAGUUAACUACGCUGAUGUUAACAAUAUUGUUAACUUUAACAAAGUUCGGCUCAUAUCGGCUCAUAUUGGGUUUAAUCUUCAAAAUCUUGUUAUUUAGGUGUUAAAAAAAAUGUAAAAUGUCGGAGUAGUUUAUGAUGAUGCUUUUAUGUGCCAUAUUUUAUUUGUUUUAAGGUCAUAAUCAUGAUGGCGUAAAUUGUUUAGACGUAAAAAAUAUCUUUGUCUCAGGAUUCAUGCGCUAAAUGUCGGAUAAUUUUACUUCUUUUUUCCAUCGGGCAUAUUGUUUCUUGAGAUUUUUGCGUUACCAAAACCUGUAAGUUAAAUGCUAAGGAAUAUUGGUAAAAGCCCAAUUAUACACUUUAAAAAUAAAAUAAUGACUGAUAAAAAAUAUUUCUCAAGGCAAUAAGAGGCCUCAUGGAUGUGGAAAAAGAUCAGGUAGGCUGGGAAACCCAAUACAAACAUAUAUUUACUUUUGUACAAAUGGAAAUGGCUCAAUUUUUUUCUAUUUAUAUUUUAGUUUGUUUAAAACAUCCUUUAUGGACAUAACAGUGUGCUUACAAUUGUUUGUAGUUUAGACUGGUAAAAUCUGUGUAAUCUUAUAGUAUUUAAAGUUGCGCUCUCGAAUAUUUACUGUUUUGACAACUUAUUUAUUGUUUGUUAUGGAAUGAGUCAAUUACUGCAUAAAAACCUGAAAACAAAUGAUAUAUGACUGCUGACAAAAGAUCAGAUUGCAGUUUUUUUCAUAUUUCUGUUUGAAAACUCAUGUAUUAUGGCUAAAAGUGUUACUAACGCUUUAAGAAAAAUGCAUAAAACAUCAGUUUUUGAACAUAAAUACAUGUAUGAAAACCUGCAAUUUGAUUUUUCUCAGCAGUCUUAUAUCACUGGUUUCCAUGCAUUUUCACAAAAAACUAGCUUGUUCCAAGACAACAAAAUAAAAAAAGUUGUCAAAACGUUCAAUCUGUGAGAGAGCAGCUUUAAGGUUGUGAUAUGCUUGAAUGCUUGCCACUUCACAAUCAUUUUCUUUUUUGUAAAACUGCAUUCUGUCUUUAUAAUUUGUAAAUACUGUUAUUAUUACUUUUGUAUUAAUAAUUUACACACUAAUGUUUUAUUAUACAUAUCAACUUUGAUCACACAUAUCAGAGAUCAUACAUUCUGAUUUUUAAUUGAGUAUACAUUUUUAAUUUCGGUAUUUAUGUUAAAAGUUAUAUUUUGACUUAGUGCAACAUGGUUGUAACUCAAUAUAGAAAUUGAAUGUGUUACAACACUAUUUCGCUAAGCCUUCGAUUUGCUCUUGAGCAUGUUCAACUAAAAGUUCGGCAUCCCUUAUUUUUCGAAAUUUUAAAUUUCCUUAAAACAGGAUUAAGCUAAGCUCACUAAUUUUGAUGUUCAAGUAUAUGGGUAGGAUUUACAUCUUGAGCAGUUUUUUUAUGUUACAUAGGGAUUUUCCUUAUAAUAAUCACAAAGUAUUUUCCACAUUCAAAUCAAGCUCUUGAAAUGUAUUUUGGCUAAUUGAAAUAAGCUACUUAAGCCUAGAUUGUCAAGCCUAAGCUGUCCAGUGAUUUGGUCUGCAGAUUUGACAGAUUCAAAACCAAUGUUUAAAAUUCAGGUAUUUUUUUUUCAAAAAGUAAGCCAUUGUGAUCUUAAAGCUGCACUCUCACAGAUUUACCAUUUUUACAACUUUUUUAUUUUGGAAAGAGCAAUUUAUUUCGUAAAUAUCUGCAAAUCAAUGAUAUAAGAUUGCUGGCAAAAAAUCAGAUCGUAGAUUUUUAUAUUUCCGUUCGAAAAUUAAUGUUUUGUGGCCUAAACUGUUACUAACGGUUUAAGAAGAAUGCAUAAAACAUCAAAUUUUUUUAACUUAAAUAAAAAAAUCUGUGAUUCAUUUUUUGUCAGCAAUCUUAUAUAACAGGUUUCCAUGGAUUUUCGCAAAAAUUGGCUCAUUCCAAGACAAAAAAUAAAAAAGUUGCCAAAACGUUCAAUCUGUGAGAGUGCAGCUUUAAAGGGGCUGUACUCCGUAUGAUAAAAUAGCGGGGGGAAAAGAAAAAGGUCGAAAACAGACAUAAACUUGGCAUCGAUGUGUACAAUGCAUUGAAACUUACUAACUAAAGUACCACAUAGUAUACAAUUUAUUUAAGUUUAGCAGUUAUUUCGUGUUUUGCCAUUAAACGAUUACUGGGUAUGUCUACCAGGGGGUGGGAGGUAAUAUAGUUUAACCCUUGAUAGAUACAAAAACAUGUUAGGGAUAAUUUUGCUCUUGUUUUAACUGAAAAAAAUUGUUGCUAGUUAGCUGUCAAUUGAAAUAUGUUUAUAUCUGUACAUAAAUGAUAUAUUGCUUUUUAUUCUAUUGAGGCAAUACCUUUCUUUUUUUGCAUGUAUUAAGUUAACAACCAUUUUCCUCCUUUUAAAGCAGAAAUGAAACAUCGCAAUAUUUGAGUUGGAAUUUGAGGAAACUGAAAAAAAAGGAAAGCAGUUUUCCUGGUUUAUUUAAAAUUUCAUUAUUUUAAUAGUUUGGACAUAUACAUAGUAGAUUAUAAUAAAUACAGUCGAACCCUUUUUGGCUCGAACAUGUUUCGAUUCUCUCAUUGGAUCGAAAUGCAUGUAAAGGACAGAUUUCUUUCUACUGAAUGUAAGCAUUCCCGCUUGGCUCGAAUUUCCUAAGGCUCGAGGUAUUUUCGCCAAUCCCUGGGAGUUCGAGCCAACAGGGUGCAACUGUAUGAUAAUACAUGAAAAUUAUGUCUCCCCCUCUCUGGGGGAGACAUAUUGUUUUUGCCCUGUCCGUCAGUCCGGUAGUCCGGUAGUCCGUCAGUCCGUCAGUCCGUCCGUACGUGACACUUCGUUUCCGAUCGAUAACUGGAAAACCGCAUGACCUAGGAUCACCAAACUUGGUAGGGAGGUUGGUCAUGAGGUGUAGAAGAUCCCUAUUGUUUUUGGGGUCACUAGGUCAAAGGUCAAGGUCGCGGCGACCCCCAAUGUAAAAAACAUUUCCGCUCAAUAUCUUGACAAUGGUUUGACCUAGGUUCACCAAACUUGGUAGGGAGGUUGGUCAUGAGGUGUAGAAGAUCCCUAAUGUUUUUGGGGUCACUAGGUCAAAGGUCAAGGUCGCGGCGACCCCAAUGUAAAAAACAUUUCCGCUCAAUAUCUUGAGAAUGGUUUGACCUAGGUUCACCAAACUUGGUAGGGAGGUUGGUCGUGAGGUGUAGAGGAUCCCUAUUGUUUUUGGGGUCACUAGGUCAAAGGUCAAGGUCGCGGCGACCCCCAAUGUAAAAAACAUUUCCGCUCAAUAUCUUGAGAAUGGUUUGACCUAGGUUCACCAAACUUGGUAGGGAGGUUGGUCGUGAGGUGUAGAGGAUCCCUAUUGUUUUUGGGGUCACUAGGUCAAAGGUCAAGGUCGCGGCGACCCCCAAUGUAAAAAACAUUUCCGCUCAAUAUCUUGAGAAUGGUUUGACCUAGGUUCACCAAACUUGGUAGGGAGGUUGGUCGUGAGGUGUAGAGGAUCCCUAUUGUUUUUGGGGUCACUAGGUCAAAGGUCAAGGUCGCGGCGACCCCCAAUAUAAAAAACAUUUCUGCUCAAAAUCUUGAGAACGGUUUGACCUAGGUUCACCAAACUUGGUAGGGAGGUUGGUCAUGAGGUGUAGAAGAUCCCUAUUGUUUUUGGGGUCACUAGGUCAAAGGUCAAGGUCGCGGCGACCCCCAAUGUAAAAAACAUUUCCGCUCAAUAUCUUGAAAAUGGUUUGACCUAGGUUCACCAAACUUGGUAGGGAGGUUGAUCAUGAGGUUUAGAAAACUCCUAUAUUUUGGGGGGUCACAAGGUCAAAGGUCAACGUCGCUGUGACCUCUAAUGUAAAAAAAUAUUUCCGUGCAAUAUCAGGAGAAUGCUUUGAUCUAGGUUCACCAAACUUUGAAGUGAGGUUGGUCAUGAUGUCUAGUUGAUUUUGCAAUCAGUUGGUCAAAGGUCAAGGUCACUGACCUUGAGGUGAAGAACCGGUUUCUGCUCAAUAACUCAAGAACGUUUACACCCAGGAACUUCAUACUUGGUAUGCCAGUUAGUCAUGACUAGUUGAUGGCCCCUAUUGAUUUUGGGAUCCAUCAUUGAUUAUUUCUCACCUACGACCACACAAUGGGGGAGACAUGCGCUUUUUCAAAAAAGCAAUCUCUAGUUAGUUUUACCUUUCAUUUUCCUGCAAAUGUCUUGAGUUUACUCAAAAUUAGUCAUUCAUUGCAUAAUUUGCACUAGCUUUAUGUUAUGUUUAUUUGUCGAAACUGAUUUUUUGUAGAUUGUAAAUAACUUGUGUAAUGUAAUUAUCAUGUCCUUUUUAAAAACUUCCUUUACAUAAGUUUGGGAGACACCUUUUGUACUGAAACUUUAAUUAUACACUUGUAUCUUUAGUGCAAAUAAAUAUAUCUAGAUAAACACUACAAACAUUA
Molecule: messenger RNA, 12197 nt
Organism: Mya arenaria
Lineage: Eukaryota; Metazoa; Mollusca; Bivalvia; Myida; Myidae
Product: nucleolar protein dao-5-like
Exons: 8
Coding region: 117-3185 (1022 amino acids)
Source: RefSeq, a predicted model, not a curated record